Macroventuria anomochaeta is the source of this 2725-nucleotide messenger RNA. RefSeq names its product phosphatases II. The coding region runs from base 173 to 2623 and encodes 816 amino acids. The record is from RefSeq and is a predicted model, not a curated record. Gene Ontology annotation, molecular function: phosphatase activity. The transcript has 3 exons. Gene Ontology annotation, biological process: dephosphorylation. Lineage: Eukaryota; Fungi; Ascomycota; Dothideomycetes; Pleosporales; Didymellaceae.
UGCCGACCUUCACACUAAACUGCUGACGAUCCUUGCGCUCUAGACUCUUUCGCUUCCCAUACCACAUUCGUAAUCUUGUAAUAUCUUCAAGACUGGAGUUUCGAAGAGCUUGCUUAAACCCCACCUUCGCAGGCAGUCGCUCUGACGACUGUGACACGCGAGCUUGCCGACAAUGGAGAGGAUACGCGUUAGUAAGGUAGAAGAUGUCUAUCUUUUGCGCAGAGGCACGCGCUUCGACGGCACCCUCCACCUUAUGCCCCACCACAUCGUCUUCAGCUACCUCCCAAGCAAACCCGCCGACGCUCCGCCAGACGUAAGGCCGCCCCGACAGAAAGAAGUAUGGAUCACGUAUCCCAUGAUCAACUACUGUUGUUUGAAAUCAUGUCCGCCCGUCAUGCGCCAGCAGCCGUCGAUCCGCAUACGAUGCCGCGACUUCACCUUCUUUGCAUUCUUCUUCCCCGACGAGAAGAAGGCUCGCGAGGUCUAUGACAGCAUCCGCGCGCUGUCUUGCAAGAUAGGCCGCCUUGAUAAGCUUUUAGCGUUUAGCUACCAACCGAAGCCUCCGGAGGAUCGGUUUAAUAGUUGGGACAUAUACGAUGCGCGUCGAGAGUUUAAGCGCCUGGGGAUCAGCCCCAAAGAUACGGAAAAGGGUUGGCGGAUAUCUGAGAUCAAUGUCGAAUACAAAUACUCGAAGACAUACCCCGCUCUCAUCGCAGUACCUUCGAAGGUCUCAGACAGUGUGCUUAGAUACGCCGGCGCAUACCGCUCGAGACAACGUAUACCUGCGCUCGUCUACCGUCAUCCACUGAACAACUGCUCGAUAACGCGAAGUUCGCAACCAACACCCGGCAUCACAGGGAACCGCAACCCUCAGGAUGAGAGACUCGUUGCAGCCAUAUGGGCUACCAACCGUGGGUGGAAUCCUGCACCAACCCCGGACGCUGCUCGUUCUACUGCGGACCUGGCCAUCGAGAAUGGAUCCAGUGCUGACAGUUCCUUCGUGGGUGUAGUGGACGCCGAGGCUGUCAACUCCGGGAGAAUCAUCGCGGACGAUCUUAGUGUAUCUACCGAGUCUGACGAUAACGCACCCAAGAUCUAUGGCGCACAGCAACGAAAUCUCAUUGUCGAUGCCAGGCCGACCGUAAACGCAUACGCAAUGCAGGCUGUUGGACUGGGAUCAGAGAAGAUGGACCACUACCCUGGCGCCGAGAAAGCAUACCUCGGAAUCGACAAUAUCCACGUUAUGCGAAAGUCGUUGAACACGGUCAUUGACGCACUGAAGGAGUCGGACCUCACAUCUUUUCCACCCAAUCAGCAGCUGCUGGCGAAGAGUGGCUGGGUCAAACACACCGCGAAUAUUCUUGACGGCGUCGCACUGAUAGCCCGCAGGGUGGGCAUCAUGCACUCACAUGCUCUGAUUCACUGUUCAGAUGGAUGGGAUCGCACGAGUCAGCUGAGCGCGCUGAGCCAGAUCUUGCUUGACCCAUACUACCGAACCAUGGAAGGUUUCAUAGUGCUUGUUGAAAAGGAUUGGCUUUCCUUCGGCCACAUGUUUCGACACAGGACCGGUUUUCUCAGCCACGAGAAGUGGUUUUCGAUCGAGAAUGAACGCAUAGAACGCAAGGUUGAUGGCCAAAGCGGCGGCAACGCCUUUGAGAACGCUUUGCGUGGAGCAAAGGGCUUUUUCAACCGGCAAAACGAAUCUAAUGAAUCGUUGAAUCAACUACCGGAGACGAACAGCACGGAGAAUGUGGGAGAUGUAUCAGAUGCUGCGGCCACGAAACCUUCCAGCAAGAUUGGUGCUGCUGAAGAACACCGGAUCACCAAGAUCAACGAGCUAUCACCCGUCUUCCACCAAUUCCUCGACUGCGUAUACCAACUCCAGUACCAACACCCCACACGGUUCGAAUUCAGCGAACGGUUCCUACGACGCCUUCUAUACCACCUCUACUCGUGUCAGUAUGGUACUUUUCUCUUCGACAAUGAGAAAGAGCGCAUGGAAGCUAGGGCGAAGGAGCGUACAAGAAGCGUUUGGGAUUAUUUCCUCUGCCGUAAACAAGAGUUUCUGAACCCGAAGUAUGACCCUGAGGUCGAUGACUCAGUACGGGGCAAAGAACGUAUGAUCUUCCCACGCAAAGGCGAAGCCAGAUGGUGGGCUGAGUGCUUUGGGCGUACAGAUGAUGAGAUGAACUUGUACGGCCCUCAACUACCGCCAAGCCUGACACCGCAGACAAGCAACGUGUCGAAUGGCAGGAGUGGAGCGAACACACCACUACGACAAGAGUCUAUUGUUACUGGGACCGAGACAGCCGAGGGUGCAACAGGUGCAGGCACGACCGCUGAUCUGCCGCCCACACACGCCGUUGGUGAGCGCACGAGUAGCGUCUCGGCUGCGUCGCCAACACCCUUCGAUGCUGCGGCAGCGCUAGGACAAGACCUGAAGCAAGGUCUUGUGGCGGGCAUGGGGAAGUUAAAAAUUGGCGGCGUUAGUCCUCGACCCAGUACGGACUCGAGCAGAUCGCCGCCAAGGCUGAGUACCGAUACAAGCUCACAGAAUGGGAAAGAGCGAAGUCGAAGUAGAAGUGAAGACACUAGGGGAGAGCUGGAAGUGGAGAUGCGAUAGUUUAUCGGCACUCCGUGCCCGCUGAUCUGUAAUAGCGAGUCCAGCGUUGUAUGUAUGACAAACCUACACAACCACAUUAGCUUGAAUGAUAAUGAAAUGAUG